Cucumis melo (muskmelon) is the source of this 868-nucleotide messenger RNA. RefSeq names its product E3 ubiquitin-protein ligase RHA2B-like. Bases 137 to 571 code for a protein of 144 amino acids. The record is from RefSeq and is a predicted model, not a curated record. Gene Ontology annotation, molecular function: ubiquitin protein ligase activity. Gene Ontology annotation, biological process: protein ubiquitination. Lineage: Eukaryota; Viridiplantae; Streptophyta; Magnoliopsida; Cucurbitales; Cucurbitaceae. The transcript has a single exon.
AAACCCACACACAUCUCUUUCUCCUCUUUCUCCUCUUUCUCUCUCUCACAUAUGAACCCAAAUUCCCUUUUCCCUCAAACCCAAUUUAUUUCUAUACCCUUUCUCUCUCAAAAGUUUCUCAAACAAUUUUUCAAAAAUGGGUUUACACUCACAGCUCAAUGACUUCUCUUACCAUUCUCUCCCUCUCUUCUUCCUCUCUCUCCUUGCCAAUUUCCUCUCUCUCCUCCGCUCCGCCUUCCUCUCCCCCGCCGACCACCGUUCCGAUCUCUCCCCUCUUCCCCACCACCUCCAUCUCAAUCGCCUCCUCUCCCACCCCUACUCCCACUCCGACGACCCCGACUCUCCCUCCGAUUGCGUCGUUUGUCUCUCCCCUCUCGCCGCCGGUCACCUCGUCCGCCGUCUCCCCUGCCGCCACCUCUUCCAUAAAGACUGCCUCGACGGCUGGCUUCACCAUCUCAACUUCAACUGCCCUCUCUGCCGCUCUCCUCUCCUUCUAGACCAGCGCGUCCCUCUCACGCGCCACCGCUUCCGUCUCCCUGACCAUGUUAUCGCUUGGUUCUCUCUUCGAUGAUCCCACGGCUCCGCUCCUGCCACGUGUUCCAAUCCCUUUCUCUCCUUUUCUUUUCUUUUUUUUCUUUUUUACAUUUUUCAGAAUAUCAUUUUUUUUUUUACAUUUUUUCCUUUUACAAUUUUUGACCUUUACUUUUUCCUUUUAGAUUUUUUAAAUAUAUUUGUAGCCUUUUUUUUUCCCCUUUUUGAAGAAUCCUCACGGAUUUUUUUUUUUUUUUAAUAAUUUUUUUAGAUUUACUGCUGUAAAAUUUGCACAUUCUAUGGUGUUUAAUAAUAGAGAACUAUUCGUAUUAUAUAA